This is a messenger RNA of Bathycoccus prasinos, 1854 nucleotides long. RefSeq lists its product with no specific name. Gene Ontology annotation, biological process: intracellular signal transduction; protein phosphorylation. The coding region runs from base 1 to 1854 and encodes 617 amino acids. Lineage: Eukaryota; Viridiplantae; Chlorophyta; Mamiellophyceae; Mamiellales; Bathycoccaceae. Gene Ontology annotation, molecular function: ATP binding; protein serine/threonine kinase activity. The transcript has a single exon. Gene Ontology annotation, cellular component: nucleus; cytoplasm. The record is from RefSeq and is a predicted model, not a curated record.
AUGAAAACGAGAAACACAACGACGACGACGACGACGACACUCGUCACCGAACAACACAAACAAGAACCUUCUUGGGGAGACUUUGUUGAUGAGAAGGAGGAGGAGGAGAAAACAUUCUCCUACGCAACGGGGGUUUCGCCCCGUGUCAAAAAAAGCGACCAAAAGACGACCCCCAAAAACAAAAAAAAAACACGAGCCACGACGACGACGACGACGACGAAAAAAUUGACCACCACCACCAAAAACAACACCAAAAACACCGCCGACGCGUUGAACACCAUUAUACCCGAGUUUGAGUACACGCACACACAAACGAAAAAUGCACUGGAGGAUGGCCCGUCGUCUCCUUCUACUUCGGGGUAUAAUAUAAUACGAUGGUCGUUACCGCACGCGGAUUUUUACAUCAACGAGCGAUACUUGCCGAAGAAGAGCAUAGGGAUAGGCGCGUACGGGUGCGUGUGCGAAGCGGUAGACCUUUUUCUUCAACAACAGCAGCCGCAGCAGCAGCAGGAGAAUAAUGACGACAACAACAACAACAACAACAACAAAGGAAAACGAGUGGCGAUAAAAAAGUUGUCGGAUAUUUUUCAGACGAGGUACGAGGCGAGGAGAGUGUUUUUGGAGAUUGAGUUUAUGAGGAGGACGAAUCAUAGGAACGUCGUCGGGUUGGUUGGUUUGGAUGCGCUGCUUCAGAAGAUGCUGUUGCCGAGAGAUACGAGAAGGAGGAGGAGGAAGUCUUUUGGAGGAAGUGAUGGCUACCGAACAGAAGAAGAAGAAGAAGAAGAAGAAGAAGAAGAAGAAGAAGAAGAAGAAAAGGAGGAAGACUUUGCGGACGUCUACUUGAUCAUGGAGCUCAUGGAUACGGAUUUGAAUCAAAUCAUCAAGUCCAAUCAGACGCUUUUACGCGAUCACGUGAUCUAUUUCUUGUAUCAAACUCUUUUAGGUUUGAAACAUAUUCACGAUUGCGGUAUUUUACACCGAGAUUUGAAACCGUCGAAUUUAUUGGUCAACGCAAACUGCGAUUUGAAAAUUUGCGACUUUGGAUUAUCGCGACGGGCAAAAAUUGUUGAUAACGAUGAAGAGAUUGAUGAUGAUACGGUGAUGACGCCGUCAUCGUCGUAUGAACGAAUGGAUGCCGCGAAAUACUUGGUGCAGCGUACGUCUUCAUGUUCCUCGUUUAUGCCAAUCGACAAUCUCGCGGAAGACGUCAGAAAAUUUGCCGAAGACGAAGAAGAAGCAAAAUCGCGAGGAGCUGGCCAGGAACGCCCCGACGGAGGAAUGACGGAAUACGUAGUCACGAGAUGGUAUCGAGCGCCAGAGCUACUCGUUUCAAACUCGACGUACACGGAGAAAAUUGAUGUUUGGUCCGUUGGAUGUAUUCUCGGAGAGAUGUUAAAGAGACAACCGCUCUUUCCGGGUUUCGAUUACAUCAAGCAACUGAUCUUGAUUGUGAAUACGCUCGGCACGCCGUGCGAAAACGAUAUGGCCGAGGUAGAGUCUCUGAAGGCUCGGAAAUUUAUCAAGUCUUUGAACGACGGCGCGCCGAUUCAGAAAAUACCAUUCGCGGCGAUGUUUCCGCAAGUUGAUCCGCUUACCAUCGAUUUACUCGAAAAAAUGCUCGAAUUUAAUCCAAAGACUCGGAUAAGCGUUACCGAGGCGCUUUAUCAUCCACUGUUCGACGGGUUGCGCGACGCUCACCAAAUUCAGAAAGAUUAUCUCGAUACGCAUCAGUAUCUCGCAAGCACCGUCAAGGUUCCAAUCCCAAACUAUGAGAGAAGUAAACCCCUGGAUGUUGGGGUGUACAAACAGAAGAUUAUUGAGCAAAUACGUUUGAUGCAAUCAAAUGUAAACUGA